AUGGCCUCAAAACCGUUACUCAACUCCGAAGAACGGAGAAUGAGCCAAUCAAAGGACCCGUAUGGCUCGACAAAUGGCAGCAAAAAUGGCAGCAAGAAAGGCAGUGAUGCGAAAUCAGCUGAGGUUGAGAUUCAGAAGCUGAGAGAGCAACUCAAAGAACACGAGGCGGCAAUCAAGACUGAAACGCAAGUGAAAAAGAUUGGAGAGCUAACAGCCAGCGUGAUCGUGAUCCUGUUGGUGGCUUUCACUUGGGCCCUCAGCACCCAGUUCAGCAAGACAGCACUGACAGUCGACCGGGAGAACUUCUAUGCCCCAUAUUUCAUGAUGUGGUUCUCGACUUGCCAUAUGAUCUUUUGUUACCCACUCUUUCUCUGCUACACAAAGAUCGCCCGAAAGCAAACGAUCGGUGAAGCACAUCAAGAAGCUCUUACUGUGUUCAAGGGACGAGGUCUCACUCCAAUAUCUCUUCUCCUUUACGUUUUCCCAUUUUUGUGUCUCUGGGUGGCCGCUAACUAUAGUUAUGCACGAUCUUUGGGAUCAAUCUCUGCCUCUGUAGCCACAUCGAUCUCCUCUUGUAACACUGCAAUCGUCUACAUUCUUUCAAUCAUCGUUCUCAAAGAAGGCUUCUUCCCACAUAAGCUGCUGUCAGUGAUCUUUGCCAUCGGUGGAGUGGUGGUGAUGUCGUUUGAUGGAGAGAUUUCUGGAGAGAUCAUGGGCAUCGUUUUGUCGAUAAUUUCGGCGACAUCGGCUGCAUUUUACAAGGUUUUCUUCAAACGUGUGAUUGGAUCGGCCUCGUUUCCUCAAGUUUCCAUCUUUAUGACAUGUUUGGGAACACUAAACUUGUUCCUGAAUGUCGGCAUUGCGUUUGGUCUCAUUGCCACUCCAUGGGAAUGGAUCAAUUUCCAGCAUGUACCUUGGCUUCCACUUUUCGGAUCGGCUUUGCUCAGUUUGUGCUUCAACUUCACGAUCAAUUUCGGUAUUGCCGUGCUUAAUCCAUUAGUGAUUUCUGUUGGAAUGCUUUGUGGUAUCCCGUUGAAUACAGUUAUUGAUGUUCUGUUCCGUGAUGUGACACCAACGGCUUUCUUUUUAACAGGAACUGGUCUCAUAUUGAUCUCUUUCUUGUUGAUCAUCACACCGGUUGACAUUGUGGCCCGCUUGAAAAGAAGAGCCUGUGGAGUGAGAGAUGUGGAGAAUGAUGACCAAGAGCCACCAAAGGACAUCAUCGAAGAGACAGUUCAAGAGUCUAGGCAU
Molecule: messenger RNA, 1251 nt
Organism: Mesorhabditis belari
Lineage: Eukaryota; Metazoa; Nematoda; Chromadorea; Rhabditida; Rhabditidae
Source: the annotation of a GenBank genome assembly